Messenger RNA from Lasiodiplodia theobromae, 2271 nucleotides. Its product is annotated as Glycosyltransferase 2. The record is from RefSeq and is a predicted model, not a curated record. Lineage: Eukaryota; Fungi; Ascomycota; Dothideomycetes; Botryosphaeriales; Botryosphaeriaceae. The coding region runs from base 1 to 2271 and encodes 756 amino acids. The transcript has a single exon.
AUGGCCCCACACAUAUUUCCAACGGAUGAAGAGCUGGGGAAGCGGGAUGAUGACUACGCUCCUGGCAGCAAAUCUUCGCAAGCCUGGCGUAACAUUCCCUACAACUACCGUCGCCGUCGCGUUGCCGUCAUCAUAGGUGCUGCGCUUUUCGUGUGGCUGCUCCUGCACAUAAUCUAUAGUGGCGAUCCAGACUACGUGGUAUACGAUGCGUCGAACCCUCCGAAGCCGGUCAGACCAAACGGACCACCACCGAAGGUCGUCGACGAUACCGACGAGGCGGCGCGGCAGCACUACUACAACGGCCAUAUUAAAUUCUUUGAGCUGGGCGAUUCUCUGCACAAGAUAAGCGGAACGAGCGGGAUGCGGGAUAAGAAUCGCAAUGUAUUGUUCGCCGCCUCAAACCUGAAGAGCGUGUCGGCGCUGCUUCCCCUGGCUUGCGAAAUGGGAAAGUGGAACCGGAACCAUGUGCACUUUGCCAUCAUGGGUCGGUACGACAUUUUCUUGGAUGAUAUUCUCGAGGUGAAUGGUGUUGAUCGCGAGGGAUGCGACGUCCACUGGCACGACGCUCGCCCAGAUUAUGUGACAUUUAGCUCCGAUGCCCGAGCCGAGGCUGUCGUUGCCGCAGCCAUGGGCCAUAUCCACACUUUCAUGCAUCCACAAGUCGUUAUAACCGAUGACUCCGCCAGAGAGGACACGUUCUUUACCAAGGGACUUCGAAGAAAGACUGGAGCCCGCCACCUACCAGUUAUAGAGAUCCCUCAGGGUCGUGCGGAUAGCCUGGAGUGGCUCACUCGUCUCGACUCUAGCUCACUGAGAGCAUGGCAUACUCCCAGCGUUGAUAUCCUCAUCCAUGCACCUCCCAAGUCUUCGGGAUCGCUUCUCCGCCUGCUUCAGUCCAUCCAGAAUGCUGACUACUCUGGGCUGACUCCUCCUCGAAUCACCAUCGAGCUGCCCCCUGACAUAGACCCUCCAUCAAAGUGGUUUCUCGAGCGCAUGGCCUGGCCUCCAUCGCUAAAGGAGCCCUUCUUGACGCCUCGCCAGAACGGACUCAUCCUGCGACACCGCAUUCCGGACCAGCAAAUCUCAUCCGACGAGGCAGCAGUGCGCUUCCUCGAGUCCUUCUACCCCUCUCUCGGCUCCCACGUCCUGCUCCUCGCACCAAACGCCCAACUCUCUCCCCUCUACUACCACUACCUCAUGUUCCACCUCCUCGAGUACCGCUACUCGGGCUUCGCCGCCACCGACAACGACCACCUCCUCGGCAUCAGCCUCGAGCUCCCCUCGCACCACCUCAACGGCACCACGGCCCUCGAGCCGCCGACCGCGGAAUCCCUCCACGGCGAGCGCUACGGGCCCGCGAAAAGCCGCCACCCGGACGCCGCCGUGCCCUUCACGUGGCAGGCCCCCAACAGCAACGCCGCCCUCUAUUUUGGCGACAAGUGGGCCGAGCUGCACUCGUUCCUGACCAACCGCCUGCGCGCGUUCCGCCUGCAGCCGCACCCCGUGCCGCGCCCGCGCACCGUCCACGAGAGCUUGCCGGCGUGGCUCGAGUACUUCCUCGAGCUGAUGCGCGCGAGGGGUUAUUCGCUGCUGUAUCCGGGCUUGGCCGACUCGUCGCAUCGCACCGGCUUGGUGACGGUGCAUAACGAGCUGUACCAGCCGCCUGAGGAAAUGCUCGCGGCGCUGCAGAAGGACGACGAGGAUGACGAAGACACGCCGCCCGCAGAUGAAUCAUCAGCCUCCCCCUUCCUCACCGGCGACCCCGCCGCCGCCCUCGCCCCGCCUUUGAACCUCGAAUCUUCUAGCGGCUUAGAUGCUAUCCCGCUCCACCAGAUUCUGCCCUUCGACGCCGACCCCCCGCUCCUGCACGCCUUGCCCGCCCUGUCGCACCAGGGCUUGCUCUUCGCCGACGAGCAGGAACGCGAUGAUGCGGCGAGGGAGACGACACGCAAGUUUCGUCUGGCUAUCGGCGCGUGUGAGCCCGAGCCGGUGGGUGUGGUGAGGAAGGUGGUCGAGGGGAGUGCGAGGGAUUUGUUUUGUUUUGGGGGGGAGGGGGUGGGGGAUUUUGAGGGGGUGGGUGAUGAUGAAGGGGAGGAGGGUGGGGGGAAGGGGAAGAAGAAGGAGGAAGAGGGGGAGAAAAAGGAAGAGAGGAAGGAUGGGAAGAAGGUGUAUAUGGGGGAGGUGUUGGAGAGGCUGGAGGAGGACGUGGAUGAGGUUGGUGGUGGCAAGAGCGAGGAUGUGGUGGAAGAGAAGAAGGGUAAGCGACUGUGA